AUGGAGAUGCCACUGAUUCCAGCCGCUGAGGCCCCCGAGGUUCCCUCAGAAGUGCCAGAUCAUGAACUUCCAGAGAUCCCCGUCGCAAGCGUAGAGCCGGCGGCGCCCACCCAUGCAGCAGAUGAGACAGCCCUUCUUCCUUCUUCCAGCUAUCACCACAAUGGAUACAGCAGCGAUUCUCGGGCACACUAUUCAUCUCGUUCCGUCGAAUACAACACUCCCACCCACGACUCCCACCCACAGGAAUAUCACUCACAACCGAGCUACUCCCCCUUGACGCAGCAGCCACAACACCCACCAACUUCGAGACCUGGCUCCGGCUUGUCGAACGGCCCGGGACAACAUGGCCUUUCUCAGCCCACUCCAGACCUCACAGCGGCGCAGAAACCGUCUUCGCAACAGGCCAAGAACAGCGUGGUGAUCAAGGUCGGCAUGGUGGGAGACGCACAGAUUGGAAAGACAAGUUUGAUGGUUAAAUAUGUGGAAGGCAGUUGGGAUGAGGACUAUAUCCAAACCCUGGGCGUCAACUUUAUGGAGAAAACCAUUUCGAUUCGCAACACCGAAAUCACCUUCUCGAUCUGGGAUCUGGGCGGUCAGCGCGAGUUUGUCAACAUGCUGCCACUUGUGUGCAAUGACGCUGUCGCAAUCUUGUUCAUGUUCGACCUGACCCGAAAGAGCACGCUAAAUUCCAUCAAGGAGUGGUACCGCCAAGGUCGGGGAUUCAACAAGACAGCCAUUCCCUUCCUAGUCGGCACCAAGUAUGAUCAUUUUGUGAACUUUCCACGCGAGGACCAAGAGGAGAUUUCGAUUCAGGCCAAGCGAUUCGCCAAGGCGAUGAAAGCUAGCUUAAUCUUCAGCAGCACUAGUCACAGUAUCAACGUUCAAAAGAUCUUCAAGAUCGUUUUAGCCAAGGCUUUCGACCUCAAGUGCACUAUCCCCGAGAUCGAGAACAUCGGAGAGCCUCUGCUGCUCUAUAAAAAUGUGUAA
Messenger RNA from Aspergillus ochraceoroseus IBT 24754, 987 nucleotides. RefSeq lists its product as uncharacterized. NCBI's taxonomy places the organism in Eukaryota, Fungi, Ascomycota, Eurotiomycetes, Eurotiales, Aspergillaceae. The transcript is spliced from 3 exons. The record is from RefSeq and is a predicted model, not a curated record. Gene Ontology annotation, biological process: regulation of exit from mitosis. Gene Ontology annotation, cellular component: spindle pole body. The coding region runs from base 1 to 987 and encodes 328 amino acids. Gene Ontology annotation, molecular function: GTP binding; GTPase activity.